AGCGCAGACUGCUGGAUAUCUGCUGGAAACCACAGCUUCAGCUCCAUGAUAUAGUCCUUCCCCAGCAUUAUAUGUCUCAAGAGGAGGAUCGCUACAACCAGCAGGGGAACGUAAGCGUGGAACAGGAAGAACUUGAACCUCCAUGGACUAAAGAGGAGCAGGAAGAGCCAGGGCCUUCUCAGAUCAAACAGCAUGAAACAGAACUUUUGGAGAUUAAAGAAGAACAAGAAGAGUUCUGCAUUACGCAGGAUGAAGAGCAGCUUGAUCUGAAGCAGGAGACUGAUACUUUUAUGGAGAUUCCUAUUUAUGACGAAAAUGAGAACAGUGAAGCAGAUCUAAACAGCCAGCAGAGCUUUAUUGUAACUGAUAGUCAGGAUGAAGAAGGAUACCAGAGACUUUCCCAUAUGAACUCUAGUAAAAGUACAAGAAUUACUCAUAAUUCCCACAAGAGAACUGAGGGUAAUAAAAGACAUAUCUGUAAAGAAUGUGGUAAAAGUGUUAGGUCCUGGUCUCAGCUCAGAUAUCACAUGAGAACCCACACAGGAGAAAAGCCCUUUUCUUGCAAAGAAUGUGAUAAAAGUUUUAGUCAAUUUUCUCAUCUCAAAACACACAUCAGAACUCACACCGGCGAGAAGCCUUUUACUUGCAAAGAAUGCGAUUCAAGUUUUAGUCAAAUAUCUAGUCUCAAAAGACACAUGAGAACUCACACAGGAGAGAGGCCCUAUUCAUGUGAAGAAUGUGAUAGACGUUUUAGUGAAAAAUAUGAUCUCACAAAACACAAGAGAACUCAUACGGGAGAAAAGCCUUUUUCUUGUCCAUGUGGAAAAAAAUUUAGCAAAAAUUCCACUCUUAAGAGACAUAUCAGGACUCACACGGGAGAAAAACCUUUUACGUGUCAAUAUUGUAAUAAAAGUUUUAUACAAAAAUCUAAUCUUGUAACCCACAUGAAAAUUCACUUGGAAGAGAAGCGUCUUUCUAGUCAUAAAUUUAACAAAGAUUAGAUCACUAAAAUCUCAGAAAACACUGCAAUUGCGGACCACUUGUUAUGUAAAAGACAAUAAGGGUUUACCUAGGAAAGAGGAAAUUGUAAUAUUUUUAAAGUUACAUAUACUAUCACACACUACCAAAGGUACGUAAAUCUGUUUUAAUGUACAUGUUACUUUGUUUGAUCAGCCAGCAAAGUGCCGUGAUCUGAUCUUACAAAAAAAUCUAUGAACUGUUAUCAAGAGGAACACCAUACCCAAAAAUUAGGAUGACUUGAUGUCAACUAUGAAAGCAACCUGAGCUUUCAUUAAAUGUACACAAAGCCACAGGCUGAUGAUAGUUUGUGGUAUGGAAACUUCAACAUUCUUACAUUAAACAUUCGAAUAUAUAUUGUGAUUUUCUAGAUGCAAAUUUUUAGAUUUUCAUCAUUUUUAAGCCACAGUCAUCAUUAUCCCUAGAAUAAAUAUUUUUGUUUAUGUGUAAUGGUUCUAUACAAUGAAUUUCACUUUCAUUAAGAACUAACAACAGAAUUAAAUGUUUCUUGUAAUUUAAUUAUAUUGCACCAACAUGUAAAUAUAGAUGUGUUGCUAUGAAUUGCAACUGCUGUAUCUUCUGACUUCCACCAGUAUAAACAUAUCAUUAGUCUCUGUCUUGGCAUUUUUCAUUCAUUAGAUUUUAUUUCAGCAAUUUUUAAAAACGAACGCUAAAUUUUUGUUGAUUAAUGAUUAUUAGUCAAAUUUUGUAAUAUUAUCAUGUCUUGUUUACAGUUGUUAAGUCAACCAUUAUGGUCGUCUUCUAUGGUGAGACUGAGCAUGUUGUCUUAGUCUGUCCUGGAAAUACAUUUUCUACUUGUAUAAUUCUAACAAUUUAUUUUUUUAUUUAAUAUUAUAAGUGUAUAUUUUAUUUACCUUAAUAUACUUGUAUAUUGAUCUAUGUGCAUAUUUAUUGCAUAUUUACCAGAUACAAAAAGUAGUGGCUGUGCUUUAUGAUGACUCAUGUGAGUAAAUAUCUGUUUUGUGAGAAAACAAUUCUCAAAAAUGUAUUAAAGACUGACUCCUAUGAAAA
Molecule: messenger RNA, 2049 nt
Organism: Oryzias melastigma (Indian medaka)
Lineage: Eukaryota; Metazoa; Chordata; Actinopteri; Beloniformes; Adrianichthyidae
Product: zinc finger protein 84
Exons: 2
Coding region: 72-1001 (309 amino acids)
Biological process (GO): regulation of transcription by RNA polymerase II
Molecular function (GO): DNA-binding transcription factor activity; RNA polymerase II cis-regulatory region sequence-specific DNA binding
Source: RefSeq, a predicted model, not a curated record